GACUCUCAUUCGGUAUUCGUUUCUCAACGCAGCAACAGAGUCGUCGGAAAAUAAAGCAACAGAAAAAGCAACAGAGCCCCAGCUACGAAAAUAGCCAAGUGCAAGUGCAUAAGCAAAAGAAAUACAUAGGAGAUAUAUAUGUAUACAUAGUACAUAUCUGUGGACUGGGUCAAGCAUAAAACGUGUUGAAUAAAAUCCACUUCGAUGUCUAUUAAUUCGCCAAUAUCGUUCAAAAACUCGGACCUGCAUUGAACAGGCAAAAAGCAAAAGCAAAAGAAAACCCACAAACCAAAAUCAAACUAAAAAACACCCCACAAAGAUCAAAUCAAAGGGACGCAAACAAAGAAAAAAGCAAACGCACAGGACAGGCAGAGCAAAGAAAUCAAACAACAGCAAGUUGUUUGCCUUUUAGUUCGUGUUACGUUUUCCCCUUAUUUUGUUACAUUUUCCCAAACGUUUGGGGCCUGCCCCAGACAGCCGUUAGUGCGCAACAAGUUGCCAGCAGUGCAAGCAGAGCAGUUCCAGCAGCGCGUGACAUCGAGUGAUUGUUCGAGGGAACAUCCAACAAAGAACAUUCAUAAAAACCACACAAUCUCGUUUAUUGGGCUUUAGGCCAUUGUAUGGAUCAGUCUAAACCAACAACGAAAUUUGGAGACGAGCCGGACCUCCUGUUCAACCGAGCGCAGGGCCGGAUUAGUCUGUACAGUCUUGGAGCUGGAGCCACAAUCGCUGCCAUUCAGGCGAUCACCGAACCUUUGAAUUCGAGCGCUAACGCAACGCGACAAGUCGCCAACAUUCAACUAGAAGCAACAUUCAAUGACUGCGAAAGUGGCUAUGUGCCCACCGUGGGCCGUUGGGGCUCGGAGUGGCCAACAGCAUCGUCAGUCCCCGUCCAUGGGGAUGGUGAUGUCGAUGCUGCCGAGGAGGGUGCCGCUGCUGCCGCCGCAGACUCUGACUCAGAGCAGCAGCUGGCGGAUGCGUUGCGUGGAUUGGGACUGACUACGAAGUCGCCCUUCGCACAUGAUCAAUCCGGGAAGGCAAGAGGCACUGGCACAGUUCGGCGAACGCCCUCCACCUCGAGUGAGGACGAUUACGACGAUGACGAGGUGCUACAGUGGCUGCCAGCCGCCGACCUGACAUCGGUGGAUGGAUCGGAGCGUUACUCCGACAUCCGGCAGCUGCUGGCCCGACAGCAGCCGUUCCUCCCGGACGACUCGCAGCACUCGCUCGGCGCCCAAGAUUGGGCUGUCGGCGAUGGCUAUGACCUGAGUGCCUACAACCAGAUCAACGGCGUGUGGCCCUUGGGUCAUCCGCUGCCCCUGCCCGAUUGGGCCGAGGCCGGCAAGGGCACCCUGAUCUUUGACAACGUCUGGCAGUACGAGGAGCUCAAUGGCAUUGUGGAGACGACGCUGCAGCGCAUGCUCGAGGAGACGCACUACAACACGGUCAAUCUCUUUGUGGACUUCUAUCGGAGCUUCAAGCGCACUCGCCGCUCCGAUCUGCGCAGCUUUUUCCAGUUCUACGAUGUGCCCAUCAAUCGCCGCCACCACAUGUGCGUCUCGCUGGCCUUUGAGAUCAUGGCCAGGAUGGUGCAGAUGUUCCCCGUGCUGGCGCAGUACUUGUACGUGGUGUCCUGCGAGGAGCAGGUGAUGGACUGCAACGACUACGUUCAGCUGGAUGAGGAGUACGGCCUGAACUCGGCCAAUGCGGCUGUGGAGAAGGAGCACGUCAUGGUGGCCAUGCGCAUAGCCAUUGGCGGGCGUCGCGGUGUCAUGAUACUCGAUCCGGGCUACCACGUGAGCCGUGCGGUGACUGUAAUGAUGGAUCAGAGCUAUCCACAUACGGGUUGGUUCACACAAUCGAAGGAGCCGCAUCUGCAGCGGGACUACUGCUACGCGUACAGCCAGCACAGCGGCAAGUUUGUGGAGUGGAAGGAGCGUGAGAUACGCGGCGAGAAGACCAGCUACAAGACCUCGCUGGUCUACGUCGCCCAGGAGUACAUCACGGCCAUCGAUGUCACUGUGCGCCGCAAUCUGGUGUACAAUUUCCGAUCGCUGCUGUCGCGCGAUGCCAAGGGUCAGGUUUAUGCGGGCAUCUACUUCCCGCUGGUGGCCAAUGUCCAAGAGUCCUAUCUGACCAUCUUCUACGACGGACCCAACGAGCAACGUGUGCGCACGAAGCUCAUGUUUAGUGCCUUCAAAGUGGGCAAAGGCAAGCUACCCGACUCCAUUAGCCACCAUUUGGGGAAGUUGGCACCGCAGUUGAAGAUGCCGUUGCAGGAGCUCACGGAGCUGUGCAAGUCGCUGGCCGAGGUGGUCACCGAUCAGAACUUUAUUGGCCAGGUGCUGUCCAUCAAUGAUGACAUUGGCAACAUGUCCGUGGAGAAUUGACGGUUAAGGGAGCCUAAGGAUGUCGCUGCAAGAACGGACGAGACGGAGAAGCAAACCGACGCAGCAGCUGCAACUUAGAGUUCCAAAAUUAUUUCAAAUACUUUAUCCUUUCCACAAACACACAGUAAUAUUCUUUUAGUAGCACCUAAACACACACAAACACACACACCCACACAAUUAAAUAAUUAUAUGAUGUAUACACACACUCGCACACACACCUAUAUCUUAAAAGACCCCCAAAGUCGUAUGAGUUAACCGGAAAGUUAAUCAAUUAUACAAAAAUUACACUUGUACGAAAAUUUA
Drosophila guanche is the source of this 2693-nucleotide messenger RNA. RefSeq lists its product as uncharacterized. Bases 621 to 2390 code for a protein of 589 amino acids. The transcript is spliced from 5 exons. Lineage: Eukaryota; Metazoa; Arthropoda; Insecta; Diptera; Drosophilidae. The record is from RefSeq and is a predicted model, not a curated record.